This is a messenger RNA of Penicillium alfredii, 705 nucleotides long. RefSeq lists its product as uncharacterized. The transcript has 2 exons. Bases 1 to 705 code for a protein of 234 amino acids. NCBI's taxonomy places the organism in Eukaryota, Fungi, Ascomycota, Eurotiomycetes, Eurotiales, Aspergillaceae. The record is from RefSeq and is a predicted model, not a curated record.
AUGUCUCUGAGCAUGCAGGGUUCCGGAAGAGAGUACUGGGAAAGCUCUCAGCCUAUGGACCUACGCGAUCCCUACUUGCGCGAGCAUCUCGCUUCAGGGUCCGAGCGAGAAGCUGAACGCAUCGCGGACAGGCGUGGGCACCACACUCUCGACGAGGGAAUGACCCAUCCCGAUGCGCACGCGGUUCUGUAUGACGGCGAGUUUGGGCGCGUCGAUCCCACGGGCUGGUUCCCACACUACAAGGGCUGUGUGCAGUACUUUGUCGAGUGCAGUCAGCACACGUCCACGGUCCAGUCGGUGGCCGCCUUUAUCAACAUCCGCCUGCCCUGCCAGCAGCCGUCGGAUCCAGUCCCCGGAUCAAGUGCACCGGUGUCGUCACCGUUUGUUUCUCUCCGGCCGUACCUUCGUCGCUUGAUUGUUACGGCCCAGGACUCGCCUGUUGUUAUGCGCGCUUUCUUCGGCGACAACUGGGAGGCCGGCGUCGGCUGUAUCUACAAGCAGGAGCGCGCCAACUACCUUUUCGCUGCAAAGAGUGGUGGCUGGGCAUCCACCAAGACCGCCUAUGAUAUUCUGCCCGAUGAGCAAACCCCGUUCUUGCGACCCUUGCGCGACCCGUCCGAGGAUGAGAUCCGCAUGGCUGAAGCCCGGUGGAGUGAAUGGUUGGCCAUGGAGGAUUGGAUGGUGGGGGCACGAAGUCCCUGGUAG